This is a messenger RNA of Acinonyx jubatus (cheetah), 3021 nucleotides long. It is a transcript of the gene IFT38, whose product is annotated as clusterin associated protein 1. The record is from RefSeq and is a predicted model, not a curated record. NCBI's taxonomy places the organism in Eukaryota, Metazoa, Chordata, Mammalia, Carnivora, Felidae. Gene Ontology annotation, biological process: cilium assembly. Gene Ontology annotation, molecular function: acyltransferase activity, transferring groups other than amino-acyl groups. The coding region runs from base 144 to 2144 and encodes 666 amino acids. The transcript has 18 exons. Gene Ontology annotation, cellular component: intraciliary transport particle B; centrosome; cilium.
CCUCCGUCCGGGCUUGCGGCCCCUGCCGGUUACAUAACUCGUUGUGGGCUUCGCGCGGCCUCACUUUUCGGCUGCCUGUGACCCCAGGAUGCGCUGAGCCCCACGACGGCGUCCGCUGCCGCCGGCUCCUGCCAGAGGUGUGAAUGACAGAGGUGGUGCCGUCCAGCGCCCUCAGCGAGGUCAGCCUGCGCCUCCUCUGCCACGAUGACAUAGACACCGUGAAGCAUCUGUGCGGCGACUGGUUCCCCAUCGAGUACCCAGACUCAUGGUAUCGUGAUAUCACCUCCAAUAAGAAGUUCUUUUCCCUCGCCGCCACCUACCGGGGCGCCAUCGUGGGAAUGAUAGUAGCUGAAAUAAAAAGUAGGACCAAGAUACACAAGGAGGAUGGAGAUAUUCUAGCCUCCAACUUCUCUGUUGACACACAGGUCGCAUACAUUCUGAGUCUGGGAGUGGUCAAGGAGUUCAGGAAGCACGGCAUCGGCUCUACCGCCAGGCCCACAGCCUGCUCUGCAGCUUCCUGCCGUGGUCCAGCAUCUCCACCAAGGGUGGCCUCGAGUAUAGCCGGACCAUGUGACGCCGGCUGGGCGGCCUCCGCCAGGCCCCACCCUUCGGCACCCCGCAGAACCCGCCUUCUUGGCCGUCCGACUUCCGUCCUCUGCAACAGAGCUGGUGGCCGCUCGCCGGGCCCGUCGGCCUGCCCCAGCUGCAGGCCCGGUGCUACGCGGGCUCGGAGCAGAGCGUCGUGGGGCAUGCCUGGUCUCGGACAGGCUUUUCCAGUCCUCCUUUCUUUUCUGGUAACCUGUGGAAACCACCGCCUCUGCCUGUGUCCUGGUCCUGCCCCCAUAAGCGUGCACCGGCCCCGCUGGCCAGAUUUCACAGAGAUGAUGAGAGCCUUGGGAUACCCUCGACAUAUCUCUAUGGAAAAUUUCCGCACACCAAAUUUUGGACUUGUGUCUGAAGUGCUUCUUUGGCUGGUGAAACGGUAUGAACCUCACACUGACAUCCCUUCAGAUGUGGAGACUGAACAAGACCGAGUUUUCUUCAUUAAGGCAAUUGCCCAGUUCAUGGCCACCAAGGCACAUAUAAAACUCAAUACCAAGAAGCUUUAUCAGGCUGAUGGGUAUGCAGUGAAAGAACUUCUCAAGGUCACCUCUGUCCUUUAUAACGCCAUGAAGACCAAAGGGCUGGAGGGCUCGAAGAUAGGAGAAGAGGACGUCAGCAAAUUCAAGUUUGAUCUCGGCUCAAAGAUUGCAGACUUGAAAGCAGCCAGGCAGCUUGCUUCUGAGAUCACAUCCAGAGGGGCCUCUCUGUAUGACCUGCUGGGCAAGGAGGUGGAGCUGAGGGAACUGAGAACAGAAGCAAUUGCCAGACCUCUAGAAAUAAAUGAGACUGAAAAAGUGAUGAGAAUUGCAAUAAAAGACAUUCUGGCACAGGUUCAGAAGACUAAAGACCUGCUCAAUAACGUGGCCUCUGACGAAGCUAAUUUAGAAGCCAAAAUUGAGAAGAGGAAAUUAGAACUGGAAAGAAAUCGGAAGCGACUCCAGACUCUGCAGAGUGUCAGGCCGGCCUUUAUGGAUGAAUAUGAGAAGAUCGAAGAGGAGUUGCAGAAGCAGUAUGACAUUUAUCUGGAGAAAUUUCGAAAUCUGGCUUAUCUGGAACAGCAGCUUGAAGACCAUCAUAGGAUGGAGCAAGAGAGGUUUGAGGAAGCUGAGAACACUCUGCGUCUGAUGCAGAACAAGCUGAAGGAAGAAGAAAAGCGUCUGCUCAAGACUGAAGGUCAUGACGACUCGGACAUUGACAUCCAGGAGGAAGACGAAUCUGACAGUGAAUUGGAGGAGAGACGGCUGUCCAAGCCGCGGACGGCCAUGGAGGUGCUCAUGCAAGGAAGACCUAGCAAACUCAUCGUGGGCACAAUGCAGGGUGGAGACUCCGAUGACGACACGGAAGCAGCACCAGCUCUCUUAGGUCAGUGCAGGACUUCCAGCUCCAAGAAGCAGGAGGACUCGGAGGACAGUGAGAUUGACAUGGAGGGCGAUGAAGAAGACGACGAUUUGGAAGACGAGAGCGUUGCUGUCUCGCCAGCGAAGCCCAGUCGAAGGGUCCGGAAACCUGAGCCCCUGGAUGAGAGCGACAAUGACUUCUGACCUUUGUGCCAAGAGACCGGACAGAUUAAAUCCCUCAGAUCUGUAGGUAAACGGGAAGUUAGAAGGUUAGGAGGGAAACCGAUUUCACGCACUAAACCAGCUGGACUUGUUAAUGAAGCAACACCUCGGUCUUUAGCCUCCUCCAGGUUACUCCACAGAGCUUCAGCGAACUUGGGAAACGCCUGUGUUCUAAGAGAUGCACCUCCACAGGAUGAAAACCCGAGGAGAAAUAAGGGCCAACGCUGUUCAUCUUGGCAGUUGUUGUCAAGCGUUUCUGCCAAGAGUCGGGCGUGGGGGGGAUAGACCCGGGCUGGGCACAGGACUCAGUUUAGGAAUUAGCCGGAGGGGGGUGGGGAGGCACUUGACUCCUCUUGACCUGUACAAUUUAGAACAUUUACUGUACUUCGGCUUUUAAUUCUAGCUUUUAUUUCGUUGUAUGGUCCUAUUUUCUUCUGCAUGUUUGCAAUACCAAGCUUUAAAUGUAUUUUACUAAAAUUUCCUGAAUGAAAGUUAGGUAAGUUAGAUGAAAACCCACUUUCCUUCAAAUCCAGGCAACAGAGAGACGCUCCAGAAUAGAAGCACUUCAUUUUCUCUCAGAAGGUUGACAUCCCUUCCUAGGAAAGCUAGUUAAAGGAAAGGUGUUUCUGACUAAAAAACUUAACCAGGAUUGCAUUAGGUUGAGUAGCACUAGGAUAAUGUUGCUGAUGUGAAGUGAGAAGUGACAGGUGGAGUUGUGUCAUAUUUCUGAUACGGAAACGCAGAGCAGCUCUCACAGAUUUUUCAGUUACGAACGCAGAAAACUUCUGAAGUUACUUUUAACAAAUGUAUUUAAUACCGUAUUUUUAUAUUAUUAAAUAAGUUUUACUUGAAACUAUAA